Molecule: messenger RNA, 2212 nt
Organism: Pelobates fuscus (common spadefoot toad)
Lineage: Eukaryota; Metazoa; Chordata; Amphibia; Anura; Pelobatidae
Gene: SIGIRR
Product: single Ig and TIR domain containing
Exons: 10
Coding region: 131-1330 (399 amino acids)
Biological process (GO): signal transduction
Source: RefSeq, a predicted model, not a curated record
AUUGCUCCGCCCUCUGAACCUUCCUCCACAGGUGUUGUGGGUGCCAGUCAGUGAAGCACAGCAGAGGCAGUGAACAUUCAGUGAGUGCAGUUUCCUGAUACCUCCCUGUACCUGGCUGGACAGACGCCCCAUGCAGAUGGCUGAUGCUGCAUGUGGGGGGCUCCCCCAUCUCCUCUCCCCCAGCCCCAGUGAGCAGGAUUUGUGGCCGCUGCUGGGAUCGAAUAUAUCUCUAAACUGUACAUUUCGUGUGCUGGACACCUGUCAUGGGGAUGUGUCUUGGUUAAAGGACAGGAGCACGGUGGAUGCCCAGUACAGAGAGCAGCAUAGCAUAUGGAGCGGAUUUAACAUCUCUGAAAGGUUCCUCUCCAGCAUACUUGAGGUCAAUAUGACUAGUCCAGAGGAUUAUGGGACGUUUACGUGUAAUCUGCUAAACACAACAGCCGCCUUCACAUUGCACCGGACAGAAAAGGCUGGUCACGUGGCCGCAGUCUUGUUUGCAUUCUGCAUUCUUACUGUGCUGGUUGUUGGCUCUAUACUCUAUCUGAAGUGCCGACUCAAAGUCCGUCUUUGGCACAGGGACAAUUAUGGAGACCCUGAAAUAAGUGAUGGUCGGCUCUUUGAUGCUUAUGUCUCUUUCUGUCCCUCCAACGUUGACACCAAAUUUACUAACUUUAUUCUGAAACCUCACCUGGAGAACAAAUAUGGAUAUAAACUUCACCUGGACGAAAUGAACCUUCUCCCAAACACAGAGCCAUCUGCUGAACUGCUUAUGAACGUUAGCCGCUGUCGGCGUCUUGUAGUUGUUCUGUCGUUGGGCUACCUGCAGCAGGACUGGUGCCAAACCAACUUCAGGGAGGGAUUGAUACAUCUGCUAGAACUCGCACACCGGCCGAUUUUUAUCGUGUUUGAGAAUCAGUAUAAGGAUUUGCCAGCUGAAGUCACCCAACUCUUGCACUCUAAACGAGGAGCCUUGAAGUUGUUGCUGUGGAAGGCAGGGUCUGUGUCUCCAUCCUCUGAUUUUUGGAAAGAACUACGCCUUGCUCUUCCUCGGAAAGUUCCUUUGCCAAGUGGAAAAGGAGAUCCCCAAACUCUGUUUCAAGAAGACAAGGACCCUAUGUUGGCUGAAAGCAGUGAGGUCGCCGAUCCUGACCCGGAUGGAGACUUGGGUGUUCGGAGGACACUAUACAAAGCUCCUCCUCCUCGGAUGGCUCCGGUGACUCCUACGACAGAGAGAGCCACCACUGGCGACAUGGACAUAUCAGAUCUAGGGUCACGUAACUACUCGGCCAGGACUGAUUAUUACUGUUUAGUCACAGAGCCUGAGUUAUAAGAAGAAUGGGCAAAGUGGUGGAAAAUGUGGAAUAAAUAAGGAAAGAGAGUUGAAAGAAUGAAACCAAAAUAAAAUCAACUGGAAACCUUGUUCCUGGGGCGGCUGAGUGAAGAAAAGGGAACGGUAAAAUAAUUAAAACAAAGAAACAGACACAAAGUAAAUAACUUGUGCUUUUAAGAGCUGUGGAUAAAAGGAGAGAGAAGAUGAAUGUGCUAUCGUCAAUAAAGGAAAAGAGACAGAGAUAAUGUGGGGUGAUGGUGAUGGUGAUGGUGAUGAAGAGAAGUCAAUAUCGUGUCAAUGAACGUAUUUUUAUCCCAUAUCAAGUGGCCGAAACGUACUGCCUAUAACUCUACACAUUCUAUUAUAAACUCUACACAUUCUAUUAUAAACUCUACACAUUCUAUUAUAAAAUGUAACGGACUCGGGGAUUUGGGAAAAUUCCUAGAAAACUUCCACGAAGAGAUACAUUUGUAGACCUAGCUUGGGAUAUCCAACCUGUAUUCUUUUGGUGUAUUUUUAAUUUCGAAGAAGGCGAGUGAGUGUUUUAUUAUAUAUCAUUAACAUAUGAGAGGUGGUGCUCUCACUAUUAUUAUAGGCGUCAAUGCUAAAACAAAAGACAAAUGCGUUAAAUCUCUGAUUUUAAUUUGGAGAAAUCUAGCAAGUUGUGUUCAUGACAUUAGAUUCUUUAAGAAAUCUCACACAUUCACCUGUCUUUAGUAUGGAUGACCCAAGUGCCUCGAUACUAUGUGCAAUGUGGAUGUUUUGACCGAUUUACCUAAUCCACCGUGCAGUCAGUGAAUUCAUUUUGUUAAUGGCCUAUUAACGUGUACAUAUAUCAGCUGUCGUUGUCCUUGGUUUGAUAAAACGUAAAUAAUGAGAUAC